UUUGGGUGGGUCUCAGUUGUAUUUUGAUUAGUGUUUUACAACCUUAGUACAUACCGUAAAUUCCGUACGUGUCAUACUCCGUACACAAGCGCGUUUUGUCAUGCCUCGGUUACGUAUCCGUAUCCGUAAUUCGGCUUUUCGGUCGCUUCAGGCACGCUAGAGGGAGCCACGGGCCAGAGCAUUCAGGCUCAGGAACAAGCCCGAUAAGGCCGUAUGCGAAAGGAAUGACAUCCUACCUAGGUAGGGUGAAGAUUACCUAGGCAUUCGACGGCGUCUUGUGCAACACUCCGUCCACCGCUAAAUUUUGCAGCCUCCGCCUCUGUGGACAUGUAUUCUAGGCUGGACCCGUGGCAAAUUCCCAUAAAGCCGUAGCGAAGUUCGGGGCAAAGAAAAAAAAUUUCAAGAGUAAAAGAUCACUUUCCACCCGUCUCUCUCCCUCAAAUCAGAGCGGACUUCAAACAUGACCUUCACUUCGAAAGCCGCCGAGCUUCCGCUCGUAAGACUACCAGAACCGUAUCGAACAAAAUAUGAAAUCUGGCAGAGUCCAUCUCGUUCGAACGGGCGGAUAUUCCAACUUCGACUGUCAAGCGAGCAGGAUAGCAGCACAAGCCAACCCCCAGAACCGCUUCACAAUGAUACACUCCUCUUCAGCGAGCUAAUAUCAAGCCCCCAAUCCCGCCUACCAUCCGCGUCCGAUAACACUGACUGGGCUCGUGCCUGCAGAUGUUUGGUGUCCUUCAUUACGUGGGACGGAGAGACUGCUCCCACCGUGGGCCAAAUUUGGAUCAUAGUAUACGCGAUUCUGUCAGUAUGGCCUGCCGAGGAGUAUUUCCGAUUAAGUCUUUCGGGUGCGCAAAACGAUCAGCUGCGGGAGGAAAUAUCUGCCACAGGCCUUGGAAGACGUUUUCCAGAACGUGCCGGAUCGGAGAAAGUUGAGGAUGUGAUCAUAUCGAGGGCAGCUUUCUGGCAAGGAGCUGCAUCGCCAUUCGGAAACCGUCCUGCCUGGGUGGCACAACGACAAGGAACGGAUAGUUCCAGGUUCCAGGCCACAGAUUAUCCAGCUUUCCCGCUACAGUACACCAUUACGACGGAGUUCUCUAACCGUCCCGUACAUGUGCAGCAUCCCGUUCGGCCAGCAAAACCUGCCCGCGGAGCAACCAUAUACAGUCGCUAUAUCCCACAUUUGGACGAGUUUUUCUCCAUGGUGCAUCUUGACUACCAGGAUGAAACCCACCUCGCUCUAUUCCAUAAGUGGCAAAACGAUCCAAGGGUUGCAGUAAAUUGGAACGAAACUGGAACAUUGGAGGAGCACCGAGAAUAUCUGCGAAAAAUCGACCUAGAUCCUCAUCAGAUGGCGGUCCUCGCUAAGUUUGAUGAUAACUAUUUUGCUUACUUUGAAAUAUACUGGGCCAAGGAGGACCACAUGGGAACGUAUUACCCUGCUCUUGACUGGGAUCGGGGUCGCCAUUCGUUAGUAGGGGACGCAAAGUUUCGAGGUCCUCAUCGGGCGAUGGCUUGGUGGACAAGCCUGAUCCAUUACAUAUUCCUCGAUGAGCCGCGAACGACAUGCGUCGUGGGAGAGCCUAAGGCCACGAAUGAGCCAGUGUUGGGAUACGAUGCUGCUCAUGGAUUCCAUAUCUAUAAGUGGGGUGAUCUGCCGCACAAGAGGUCAGCAAUGGUUAGGUGUGAACGCAUACGGUUCUUCGAAAUCGUCAAUUUUGGAAGUGUAACAAGCAGCGGAACUGCAAAGUCCACCAAGCCCAAGCUGUAGUACUAGUAGUAAAUAGAUUGGAUGGUUGAAGAAUGUGUUGAUGUUUUGGUCUCUGGUGCGAAGUCCGACAAAAAAAAGGAGAGUUAACUAUAUGUAGUUAGAGUAACUGAACUAGUUAGCCAAGGUCGUCGCUCUCUUUGGG
Molecule: messenger RNA, 1913 nt
Organism: Coccidioides immitis RS
Lineage: Eukaryota; Fungi; Ascomycota; Eurotiomycetes; Onygenales; Onygenaceae
Product: acetylase
Exons: 2
Coding region: 461-1771 (436 amino acids)
Biological process (GO): siderophore biosynthetic process
Source: RefSeq, a predicted model, not a curated record